AAGUAACUACGUCAUAUGAAUACAGCUUUCCCUAGAUUGCUACUUGUGGUCCUGGGUGAUAAGCUUAGGUAGCUACCUUUCAAGAUGUUAAUAAUGUAAGGACCAUAACAUAAUUUACAGUAGCAGUGUCACGCCGGUUAGAUGCACAAUCAAACCGGGCAUACAUACCGUAGUGCGUUUGUAUAACAGAAACGUCUUCAGUAAGAAGUGUAUGCUAGCUAGCAUAUUAACCUAGCCAUGUGGAGUACCAGCCGACGUGCCCUUCAGGGUUUGGUGCGGGAUUUAUCACAUUCCCAUGUUCAAUGUUUUUCACAAACGGCAUGCAAGAAUACAGUUGUGGUUGAACGUUGGUGGCAGGUUCCGCUGUCCAAAGAGGGUCGUCCGCCCAGGCUACACCCGCGGCGACAUCGUGUUUACAAAGUAGUGGAGGACACCAAACAUGCGCCUAAAGAGAAGAUGGAGCUCAUUCUUACACAGACUGUUAAAAAGCUCGGUGGUCGAGGAGACACGGUGAUCGUAAAGAAAUCUUUAGGGCGCAACAAGCUUUUGGCUGAAGGCCUGGCAGUGUACCCAUCACCAGAAAACAAAGAUAUGUUUUCUGAGGAAUUGAGACUUUUACGGGAGGGGAAAGUGGAGGACAGAAUUCAAACACGCACAGGGCAAAUGACUGUGGAAUUCCUGAAGAACAUGGAGUUGAAAAUCACAAAGCAAAUGUCUCUUGAUUAUGUGAUCACCUCAGAGAUCGUCCGCAGGCAAUUUCUUAAGCGAGGUAUAGUCGUGCCUCCUCAUGCUCUGAGACUCCCAGACGAGCCCAUCAAAGACCUGGGAGAUUACUGGUGCGAGGUCACGGUCAACGGGAUAAACACUGUGCGGAUUCCCAUGUCUGUGGUGCCCUUUCAAGGCAGCCCCAGGGGGCUUAAACUUCUGAUAAAGCAGCAGGAAGACGAACCAGAGGCAGGUGUUGUGGCUGCUUCGGAGGCAGGUGUGGCAGCGGUUUCAGAGGCAGGUGUUGCAGCUGCUCCAGAGGCAGGUGUUUCAGAGGCGGUUUCAGAAACUUUUGCAGGUUUAGUUCCAGAGGCAUCAGCAUCGGCACCAGAGACAGCAGUAGCACCAGUAGAGGCAGCUCCUACUGUUCCAGAGGCAGUUCCUCCUGCUCUAGAAGCAGCGGCUCCAGAGGCAGCAGCAUCAGCAGCUCCAGAGGCAGCAGCAGCUCCAGAGGCAGCAGCAGCUCCAGAGGCAGCAGCAGCUCCAGAGGCAGCAGCAGCUCCAGAGGCAGCAGCAUCAAUGGAGGCAGCUCCUGCUGCUCCCAAGCCUUCAGCCACCACGUCAGAAACAGCAGCAGGUCCCGACGCAAACAAGGAAGUCAAAGACAAACCAGACAAGUAGGCCUGUCUACUGCCUGUCCAUCAAAGACUGCUGAAACUAGCAACACGUUACUGUCUACAGAGCUGUGUUCCUCCACACAGAAAUGGGUUUGCUGUACAUCAUAAUAAAUAGCACAUGUGAAUCUAUUCUUAUUACAAUAUAGGUUUGUAUUUAUUUUCAUUUCAAACUGUCAAACAAAGAAAUAAACCCAUUUCUACAGGUU
This is a messenger RNA of Osmerus eperlanus (European smelt), 1588 nucleotides long. It is a transcript of the gene mrpl9, whose product is annotated as mitochondrial ribosomal protein L9. The record is from RefSeq and is a predicted model, not a curated record. The coding region runs from base 238 to 1386 and encodes 382 amino acids. Lineage: Eukaryota; Metazoa; Chordata; Actinopteri; Osmeriformes; Osmeridae. Gene Ontology annotation, molecular function: structural constituent of ribosome. Gene Ontology annotation, cellular component: mitochondrion; ribosome. Gene Ontology annotation, biological process: translation. The transcript is spliced from 8 exons.